This is a messenger RNA of Eutrema salsugineum, 1800 nucleotides long. Its product is annotated as dihydrolipoyllysine-residue acetyltransferase component 4 of pyruvate dehydrogenase complex, chloroplastic. Gene Ontology annotation, molecular function: dihydrolipoyllysine-residue acetyltransferase activity. The transcript has 6 exons. Gene Ontology annotation, cellular component: pyruvate dehydrogenase complex; chloroplast thylakoid; chloroplast envelope. Gene Ontology annotation, biological process: pyruvate decarboxylation to acetyl-CoA. Bases 86 to 1573 code for a protein of 495 amino acids. The record is from RefSeq and is a predicted model, not a curated record. Lineage: Eukaryota; Viridiplantae; Streptophyta; Magnoliopsida; Brassicales; Brassicaceae.
UCGACCUCGUCUUCUCCGUCCACUCCACUCCUCUAAAUCUCUCAGAUCUCUCUCUCUCUCUCUUUGUGAUCAUCGAGCAACAACAAUGGCGGUUUCUUCUUCUUCGUUUCUAUCGACGGCUUCUCUCUCCAAUUCCAAAUCCACCAUUUCAUUCGCUUCCUCCGUCUCCCCUACGCCUAUCCCUUCCCUCCGCCGCGUCGUUUUCCGCUCCUCGAUUCCGGCGUCUUCUCACCGGAGAGUCAUGACGGUCCGAUCCAAAAUCAGGGAAAUUUUCAUGCCGGCGCUCUCUUCAACAAUGACGGAAGGGAAAAUCGUAUCCUGGAUCAAAACCGAAGGCGAGAAACUCGCCAAGGGAGAGAGUGUUGUCGUUGUGGAGUCCGAUAAGGCGGAUAUGGAUGUAGAAACCUUCUACGACGGUUAUCUCGCCGCAAUCGUCGUCGGAGAGGGAGAGACAGCUCCGGUAGGCGCUGCAAUUGGAUUGUUGGCGGAGACUGAAGCUGAGAUCGAAGAAGCUAAGACCAAAGCCGCAUCGAAAUCUUCCUCUUCCUCUUCCUCUCCACCCGCUGCUGCGGAGGCCCUUGUUCCAUCUCCUCCUCCUGCUACUUCAUCUCCCGCGCCGGCGAUCGCUCAGCCGGCUCCGGUGGCGACGGUACCAGAUGGUCCGAGAAAAACCGUCGCGACGCCGUAUGCUAAGAAGCUCGCGAAACAGCACAAGGUAGAUAUCGGAUCCAUUGCAGGAACUGGACCAUUCGGUAGGAUUACGGCUUCUGACGUGGAGGCGGCGGCAGGAAUUGCUCCUUCCAAAUCCACCGUGGCACCGCCGCCUUCUCCUCCUCCGGCACCAACAGCUACGGCGGCGACGGCGAAACCUACCACCACUAACUUGCCUCCUCUAUUGCCUGAUUCCAGCAUUGUCCCUUUCACAGCAAUGCAAUCUGCAGUUUCCAAAAACAUGAUCGAGAGUCUCUCCGUUCCCACAUUCCGUGUUGGUUAUCCUGUGAACACUGAUGCUCUCGAUGCACUCUAUGAAAAGGUGAAGCCAAAGGGUGUAACAAUGACCGCCUUAUUGGCCAAAGCUGCAGGGAUGGCUCUUGCGCAGCAUCCUGUGGUGAACGCAAGCUGCAAAGAUGGGAAGAGUUUUAGUUACAAUAGUAACAUUAACAUUGCGGUUGCUGUUGCUAUCAAUGGGGGGCUCAUUACGCCUGUUCUACAAGAUGCAGAUAAGUUGGAUUUAUACUUGUUAUCCCAAAAAUGGAAAGAGCUGGUGGGGAAAGCUAGAAGCAAGCAAUUGCAACCUCAUGAAUACAACUCUGGCACUUUCACUUUGUCGAAUCUCGGUAUGUUUGGAGUGGAUAGAUUUGAUGCAAUUCUCCCGCCAGGACAGGGUGCUAUAAUGGCUGUUGGAGCGUCAAAGCCAACUGUUGUUGCUGACAAGGAUGGAUUCUUCAGUGUGAAAAACAAAAUGCUGGUGAAUGUGACUGCAGAUCAUCGAAUUGUCUAUGGAGCUGACCUGGCUGCUUUUCUUCAAACCUUUGCAAAGAUCGUUGAGAAUCCAGAUAGUUUGACCUUAUAGACGCCAAUGUCUAAACUAAAAUUGGACACGAGAGACGAACAGUUUCCAAACUUCCUCAACCAAUUUUUUUCUCUAGUAAAAAAGAAAAGAUUUUAGUUUUUAAUUGUUUCACUGUCCUUGUGUCUUGUUCUUCUUUUGCAGCUUGCUUGGUUCACUUGUCUUGUGUCUGUAUUUUUUGGUCUUUGUAUUUUGUUUUCCGGAAUAAUCCAUUUUGGUUUUUCACACAA